CGCAUGCCCAGUGCUAGCCGUGUCCCGGGGUGUCGGAGCAGGACGCGCAUGCGCAGUGUCCCCGGCAGGUCGGCCGCCCGGCCCCGGGGAGAACGGCGGCUCCAUGGGAGGAUGAAGGAGAUGGUUGGAGGCUGCUGCGUGUGCUCGGAUGAGAGGGGCUGGGCCGAAAACCCGUUGGUCUAUUGUGACGGGCACGGGUGCAAUGUGGCGGUGCACCAAGCUUGCUAUGGGAUUGUACAGGUUCCCACGGGGCCAUGGUUCUGUCGAAAAUGCGAGUCCCAGGAGAGAGCCGCCAGGGUGAGAUGUGAUCUCUGCCCACAUAAAGAAGGGGCGCUGAAAAGAACGGACAACGGAGGUUGGGCGCAUGUGGUAUGUGCGCUCUAUAUCCCAGAGGUUCAGUUUGCCAAUGUCCUUACAAUGGAGCCCAUAGUCCUGCAGUAUGUACCGCAUGAUCGCUUCAAUAAGACCUGCUAUAUAUGUGAAGACCAGGGACGUGAAAGUAGAGCUGCAUCUGGGGCCUGUAUGACUUGUAACCGACAAGGCUGUCGUCAGGCAUUCCAUGUGACAUGUGCUCAGAUGGCCGGUCUUUUAUGUGAGGAGGAGGCUCAAGAAGUGGAUAAUGUCAAGUAUAUUGGAUACUGCAAAUAUCACUUCAACAAGAUGAAAGUAUCCCGCCUCCCUUGUCCUUUCAUCCCUGGACGGUGUAGUCGGUCAGGUUCCCCCUCUCUGGAGAAACCUCUCUUGUAUAGAGAGCGACAGAAAAAGAGUCACAAGGACAGGGAGAGAGUUCGGCACCGGAAGCAUCGUGAUUCACCAGGUCACAUUACCACCCCUCCCUUGCUGUCCAUAUCCACAGAGAAGCUUGAAAGCAGCACAGAUAGUCCAGAUGUCACACGGUCAGAGAUGAAAGGAAAGAAGCCAUCAGGUCACCGAGGUCGCAAAACAGGAAAUGGCAAAGGGACUUCGGGAGCUGGUGGUGCUUCUUCUACGGGUAGUGUUUCCUCUCCUCCUGACUUGGUGAAUUUCCCUAAAUUAGAAGAGCAGGAGGAGGAAGAGGAGGAAGAUGGAGGAGAAGAUGAUGAUGAUGAAGUGGGAAGACCUUCCAGACCCACACCAUCCUCUCCGCCAGAGCUCACCUUCUCCAGCUUUGGCUCCAUCAUGCGUUUCUCCAGUGAGCCGUCAUCGCACACCCGGCCAUGGGAUUCCUCUCCAAGUGAGCACAGACAACAGAAGUGGAGCAGAGAAGGAACUGAGCCCGCAAGAGAGAAAAAACACAAAGCUAGCAGAAAAAGCAGGCAUGGUCCUGGAAGACCCCGGGGGAGUAAGAACAACCCACCACAUAGCAUUGCCUCCUCCACAUUGCCCCUGCCUCCUCGGCAUUAUAUGCACACUUCUUCUCUGCACUCUCUCAGUAUGGAUUCACCACUGCUGUCCACAGGUAUCUACACCAGUAACAAGGACCCCAUCUCCGUGAGGACAGCCUGCAGCACCCCACUCCCCUCCAGUCUCUUGUCUCACCAAAGCUCCCUGCCUCCAUACAGCAGAGCCUGCUCCAUCACUCCAUCUUCCACAGCCUCCACCACACAGGUGUUCUCACUGGCAGGCUCCACAUUCAGCAUCCCCUCGUCUCACAUUUUUGGAAGCCCCUUAUCCAUGCCCCCGCUCCUCAGCCAGGUUGAAAGCAGUAGGACAGAGCCAGAGAUAGAAGAUUGCAGUUUUCUUUGUAGAGAAGGUUCUCCGCGAGAGAGUUUGUCCUCCAUGUCACCCAUCAGUAACCUCCCACCCCUGUUUGAUUCAAGUGGCCCUACUACUCAAGGCGAGAAUGUACCACAGAUCACAGCCAACCUUGAGCAACUGCUGGAGAAACAUGGAGAGGCAGGAGUUAACAUCGUGGACAUGCUACAGGCGCUGCAUUCUCUGCAGAAAGAAAAUCGCUCUCUGCAGGAUCAGAUUAUGACCCUUACUGCUCGGAAGGAGAAACUGCAGCUACUCAAUGUCCAGCUGUCAUGUCCUUUCCCCCCUAACCUACCACCGGCCAGUGUCCCUAAUGUGAGCUUCCAGGACUCUAUGAGCAAUAAGAGUCCAACUUCCAAGAGCAGCAUUCGUACAGAAAAUUCACCUUCUGAGGACCCACAUUCUGGCUGCCCCAGCAGAAGCAGCUCCUGUCUAUCCUUACAUGGCACUCCACCCCCAGGUCCUCUAUCUCAGACAGGUUCAUCACUUCCCACCAUGGGCGCAGAACAACUAAUGAAUGGGCUGGCACGAACCACAGGCCCUGGAGGCCCCUCCACUCUGGCAGCCAUUCCUCUUCUUGGAGCUCUUUCUGGGAACUCUGCAGCACUGUCACUAAGUAGCAUUUUGGGAAGUAUCAAUGGUGGUCUUCUGGGGACGACAGGGCAGACCCAGAAUCCUCUGUGCAGCGGGACUGCCAGCACACAUAUACCAACCAGCUUCUCCCCACUGAGCACAUUGUCAGAACAACAGCGGCAACUAGCACAACAGUUGCAGCAGAUCACUACUGCUCAUCUCACUGUGGAACAACAAAAUGUACUAUACCAACUCGUUCAACACAUCCAGCAGCGUCGGGACCUACAACGUCUGAUGACAUCACCAGCUGCCCCGUCUCUGCUCCCUGUGACAUCAACAUGUAGCACCAUGGCCACUUCACCCGCCCCUCCCAUCCUCACUGCACAAGCCCCCCCCUUCCAUGGAUCCCAAGGCGAGGGGGGGGUACAAAAAACAGCAAGGGGCGGUGAAAAAACACCUACAAAUCAUGACAAAGGAUGAAGAAAACACCCAGCGUCCACCACAGCUGACCUGUCUCUAUCCAGCUGAAGAGGAUUGGAGUAGGAGAGAGAAGAUGUUCAGAAACUUCUGAAGAUGGAUUGGAUUCCCAAAUCACAGCACAUAUCUACAGAGCAAUGUCUUAUCUUUAUUGGCCUGUAGCAGAGGUGAUAUAAUGCAGAGCAACUUGUUCUAUUGUAGCAGAGCACUUUUUUUGAUGUAUGUGUCAUACAGAUAUCUUUGCUUCCCAGUACAUAUAAAGCAGUACAUUGAAUGAAGAUGUUAGUAUGUGCGUGUCAUAGAGCACUGUGACUGUGUGUGCAUUAUUAGAUGUUACACGCCACUGUGACCUCUUAUCUUACAUCUACAUAGGGAGUCUGAGCCACCUCUUCUCCUCUCUUAUUUUUCUCCCUUUUGAAAGUCGAAUUUUGUGCAUUCGACCUUUUAGAACUCCAUGCCUUUUUCCGUUCUCCAGCGCCAGGGGCGGAGCCUGAAGCACCUUGUGAUACAAAGUAUCAGUCCACGUGAAGGAUGAUUGCUGGCAAGUUCUUCUCUCAGUUGCACUGUCCUUGUGUUUUUUUAUGGACAUGAGACCCAUAUUUUAUAGGUGUGUGCGUUCAUAUGUAUUUUUAUUGGACACAUAUAUACUUAUUUUUGUUGUUGUUCAUAUGAUUCUGAUCCUCCGUGUUUUUGUGAGUUGUUUGUUCACGAAGCAAUAUAUGUAGCGGUUUAUUUGUGAUUCCAUUAGCGCAAAGUGUAGAUACUUGUUCAUUUGUGUCUUUUGGGGAAAAUAGGAAUUUAUUGAUCCCUUUAUAGGGGACUUGGCUUCUGUGUAAUGUAAACAUACACAUAAAUAUGUAAGAAAAUUCUCCAGAGCAUUCAGUAGCCCAAGAUUUGUCACCUUCCACAAGUCGCUUUAUGCAUCUCAAUGACUGUAAUGUACAGAAAUGAAAAUAUUUUCAGUUUAGGCAAUCUUACGGGACCUGUGGCUGGCAGAACAUGCUCCUUUAAGUUCUGAAGUCAAGUCAAGUUUGUCUGCACUUGCAUUAGAAGAUAGGACAUUUCUCAUCUGUUCUUAUAAUGCUGGGCAUUUUAGUGUUGUGUAAGACUGACACAAGAUGUUUUAUACAGUCCCUGACAUUAAGGAUUUUGCAGCUUCCUGAUAACCUGGUUUUUGUUCUUGGAUAUAGCUCAGGUAACCCGUGGCUGUUGUCUCAGCGUGCUUGUUACUAGUAAGGCAUGUUGGGAUUUAUUGGCUCCACAAAACCUGCAGAACCACAGGUCAAAUCAUUUUCAUAAACAUGGAUUCUAAAGGGUGAAUUUGUCCCUAAGUAAUACACAUGUUCUUCUGAUAGGUAGCCUAGCAUGUGCUGCCAUUUGUAUCAUUCUGGCAAGAGUUUUUUUAAGUGCUUUGUAUAUUUUGGAGUGAUUGCCAGGACCUUGAUGGUAUACGUUUAGUGUGGCAGUGUUGACAGUUCCUUUAACCACUUGCCUGACAUGGUCGCAUCAGUGGUUAAAGGACUGAGGCGACCUUUAACCACUGUUACAUGUCGCAUCAGUUUGCAGCGGCAGGGAUGAGAAACUUCCCUCCACUGCUGCUGUCUCAGACUCCCUACACCGCCCUCUCAGUGUUUGCCGUGCUGACGAUCAGCAAGACCCCCCACCCAGCGGCUGCAGACAAUAGCAACCGCUGGGGAUGUGUAAAUAAACCCCCCCAAGCCCUCCCCCCCUACCCCUGUGUACCUGGUGGCUGUCCUGACAUUUAAAAUGAAAGCCGUGAUGGUCGCGAUGUUUCCGAUAGUCGCAAUGUUCCGAUGUUGGUGGCUGAUGUUCCGAUGUUUGGGAAGAAUUAAAAAAAAUUACUAAAAUCAUUUUGAAUAAGAUUAAAUACACAUUCUACAAUUAAUUCACUCAUUAAAAAAAACAAUUUGUUAUGUGGUUAAAGGCGUGGGGGGAGUGUGCCCAACAAGAUCAGUUCUCUUGUUGCUGUCUCUGAACUCAUUUGGAUUUGGUACAACUUCUUUUUGAGUAUUAUAUCAGUACUUACCAAUCACACAUUAGCCUUCAUCUUCUACAGUAUUUGCUGUGGGCAACAUCAUCUUGUUCUUAUUCGUCUAUUUCCAUAAAUGUUCCCAGUAUGUGGCUAUACAGAUCAGCAGGGACAGCAACAUCCAUUAUGUAAGACUCAACCUCCUUUGCCAACCAUUACCUGCCAGGCCAUGAUGUAACAUGUACAUCUAGAGAGCCACCGGAUUCCUAACAGUAUCUUCAAGAAUUCAUUAUUUGAAACUGUUUUUUCCAAAAAUGUUAUUGUGGUUUUGCGGAGCAGAUAUAGAAGAUUAAAGAGGCAAUCUAUAUUAUAGUAUACAUUAUACAUAAUAUACACUGCAUGUCUCUGAAAUGGCAAAAUCAUUUUUAAAACUCAGGCCCUGACUCAGAGAUGUAGGCAAAGGCAUUUGCAACUGCGGAUUUGUACACAGCAACGGUGCGGGAAUAUACUAAAGUUGCAGCCGCCUGGAUUUGCAUUGUGAGUCCCAGUGGUUGCGUACAAAGACGCUGCAUCAGGCGCAGAUCAGUCCAUUAUCAAAGUUCUGAGUAGCCCCAUGGUAGCGAGCAUGGCCGCAGGAAGUAAGACACUGGAGACAUUGCAGCUGCGUAUGAGAUCACAGAUGUAGCCUUAAACAGGCCACCAGAAUGGUUGCAACACGCCUGCGUUUUUGCCACCACUCCACCUUUACCUUCCCAAAUGGUUCCUGACUGUCAGUGAUUUUGCAAAUAAAUUCUCUCUGCAACCACCACCGCAAGUACAUCAUGGCACAUGAGCAGAGCGACUUACAUGUGUGCACAGAUCACCGAUAAUCUGUCAAUUGUAAAAAAAAAAAAAAUUGGGCAUCUCUG
This is a messenger RNA of Pseudophryne corroboree (corroboree frog), 5682 nucleotides long. It is a transcript of the gene MLLT6, whose product is annotated as MLLT6, PHD finger containing. The coding region runs from base 4 to 2787 and encodes 927 amino acids. The transcript is spliced from 20 exons. NCBI's taxonomy places the organism in Eukaryota, Metazoa, Chordata, Amphibia, Anura, Myobatrachidae. The record is from RefSeq and is a predicted model, not a curated record. Gene Ontology annotation, molecular function: histone binding; nucleosome binding. Gene Ontology annotation, biological process: regulation of transcription by RNA polymerase II. Gene Ontology annotation, cellular component: nucleus.